AUGAAACUUUAUCAUUUACUUUUUGUAAUUUGUUUUGUAUUGUUUAUGACUAUUAUGGUCAACGGUGAUCAACCAAAAGUUCCAUUUACAAAGUUUACAGUUGUUAAAAAGGAGAAUGGUCCACCUGCAAGAACAGUAAGCUUUGCAUUUGAUUUGGACAAGAAAUUGAUUCUCAUCACUAGUACCGAUGGUCAAAACCUCAAAAUGGCCAUGAACAACCAAAUAUACCAAGAGAUUGUAGACACUAUCCUCGGUAUCGAUCCAACCGUCGUCCAUGCUGGUGAUGUCUAUUGCAAGUCUGACCAUCCAACCGACUCUAUCGUUCUAACAGUCACUCCACCCAAAGGAAAACCACAACCAAAACCAAUCUCUUGGUAUCAUCCACUAUGUGAAAAGAAACCAAGUUUAAUUGAUACCAUUGAGAAAUAUAUCAAUCAAAUCUAA
Molecule: messenger RNA, 444 nt
Organism: Cavenderia fasciculata
Lineage: Eukaryota; Evosea; Eumycetozoa; Acytosteliales; Cavenderiaceae
Exons: 1
Coding region: 1-444 (147 amino acids)
Source: RefSeq, a predicted model, not a curated record